UUUAGUUCCCUACAACGAAGAUCACCCUUAGGAUGAGAUCGGGACCGUUGAUUUCACGAUUUAGCGGGACCCACAGAAUAAAAUCUGAUGAGGGAUCAGUAGCGAAAAAACGGAAGAACGAAAAGGAAGCGGAGAGGUUUCCCUUUUGCCGGUAGAGAUCCGAGGAGGAGAGGCCGAUCUGUUGUCUCUGUUUCUCUCUCUCGGAGCUUCAGUAAUCUGAUUCGUCGAUGGGUUUGUGGGAAGCUUUUCUCAAUUGGCUUCGUAGCCUCUUUUUCAAGCAAGAAAUGGAGCUUUCUUUGAUAGGACUUCAGAAUGCAGGGAAGACAUCACUUGUAAACGUUGUCGCAACUGGCGGAUACAGUGAGGACAUGAUCCCUACAGUUGGAUUCAACAUGAGGAAAGUGACAAAGGGAAACGUUACAAUAAAACUAUGGGAUCUUGGUGGUCAACCCAGGUUCCGCAGUAUGUGGGAGCGCUACUGCCGUGCUGUUUCUGCAAUUGUAUAUGUGGUCGAUGCUGCUGAUCAUGACAACCUAAGUGUCUCAAGAAGCGAGCUCCAUGACUUGUUGAGCAAACCUUCACUCAGUGGAAUCCCUCUCCUGGUCCUUGGGAACAAGAUUGAUAAGCCUGGAGCUCUGUCCAAAGAUUCCUUGACUGAGGAGAUGGGGCUGAAGUCGAUUACAGAUAGGGAAGUGUGCUGCUUCAUGAUCUCUUGCAAGAACUCCACAAACAUUGAUCAAGUCAUCGAUUGGCUCGUAAAGCACUCCAAAUCUAAGAGCUAAACUGCAAAAAAAAAGGGAAGAAGAAGAAGAACAGAGCUAUCUUCUUCAUCUUCUCGGUCGUGAUGUGGCUGCCUUGUGAUGAAAGAACACUUUUUCAUGUGAAACAUGACUUGUCUUUGUUUUCCUCUGAUUCUUUCUUGCCUCUUUUCUGUCUGCUGCUGUUAAUUCUCUGUAUAUUAAAUGGAUCGUUUCUCUUAACGCUAUGAAAAGGACCUUUGGGGUUGA
Messenger RNA from Tarenaya hassleriana, 1007 nucleotides. RefSeq names its product ADP-ribosylation factor-like protein 8A. Gene Ontology annotation, biological process: protein transport. Gene Ontology annotation, molecular function: GTP binding; GTPase activity. NCBI's taxonomy places the organism in Eukaryota, Viridiplantae, Streptophyta, Magnoliopsida, Brassicales, Cleomaceae. The transcript is spliced from 7 exons. Bases 228 to 782 code for a protein of 184 amino acids. The record is from RefSeq and is a predicted model, not a curated record.